This is a messenger RNA of Trichoplax adhaerens, 1260 nucleotides long. RefSeq lists its product as uncharacterized. Gene Ontology annotation, cellular component: membrane. The transcript is spliced from 13 exons. The record is from RefSeq and is a predicted model, not a curated record. Lineage: Eukaryota; Metazoa; Placozoa; Uniplacotomia; Trichoplacea; Trichoplacidae. Gene Ontology annotation, molecular function: G protein-coupled receptor activity. Gene Ontology annotation, biological process: adenylate cyclase-activating G protein-coupled receptor signaling pathway; cell surface receptor signaling pathway. The coding region runs from base 1 to 1260 and encodes 419 amino acids.
AUGUAUGAGAGUCGAAAUUUUUCUCGCUUCUUUGAUGAAUACGACUUACUGCUGGCUUCUAUGGAUAUCGAUGAAAUUUUGAUGAGUCAAUUUUAUCAGGAAGCUUUCGAAUCUUCUCAUAAAGUAGCAGUUUAUGUUAGUGAUGUCCUUGGAAUUAUUGAGAGUUUGUAUGAAGUUUUUAUUUCCACUUUCCAAGAAUUAGAACAUGAUGGGCAUUGGAUAGCUCAGUGUUUGUAUCAAGCUGCUUAUAAAGUCGCCAACGUAACGUCUUGCGGUAGUAAGCCCCAAACAAUAAGACCUGCAAUGGAAGUGUUGAAAGAAUUUAUAGGAAAUAACAUUAUCUGCUGUCAAACCUACGAGCAGGCAUCAACCCUUAAGCAGUGCUGGCGAACUUCAUACGGUCAUAAAGUCAAGGAAAAUAAUGAAACUAAUAUGAAGAAGUAUGAUAUCAAUUAUAAUUCGAAACCAUUAUUAUUUCAAUGGUUUAAUAUAGCUAUGGGUUGGAUCUCCAUUACUUUUAUUUUGUUGACUUGGGGCUUUGUUAUAGCAGCGAGCGUCUCGCUUACAAUGAAAUGGAAAGUUCGAUGUAAUAUAGCUAUAGCAGUCAUUCUCACCGAUGUGAUGAUUGCUGUGGUUAUUCCAUUUCUACCAGCUAAAGAAAAAUCUCCACUGUGCAUUGCUAAAGGCAUAGUUCUACAUUAUAUGAUUCUGGCUUGUUUUACGUGCAUGUUUGUUCAAUGCCUUCACCAAUAUCGUCACCGAAAGAACAAGAAUGCAAAUGAUAGCAGAAUGUGGAUCUUUACCUACUUCCUUAUUGGAUGGAUGCUUCCUACCGUACCGAUUACUGUUGCCUCGCUGGUGGAUCCAUGGAUAUAUCACCCAACUUUAAAAGUUUUUGGUCAAAAUAUGUGUUGGCUGCAUGGCAUCAAUAACUUUUAUUUUGUGAUUCCAUUGCCAGCUAUAGUGGUAAUUUCUCUUCCAUUCUUGAUGUACAGUACUCAGGAUGAAUUGAAGGAAUUAAAAAUUAAAGAUUGGUGUUGUAAAGACGGGGAAGAUAGCAAAGAAUUUCACGCGUUCAAUGCUGAAGAGCAUAGAGCUCGAAAGUAUGUAAAUUAUGAUAUAGCAAUUAUAUAUUUAUCGAUAUUGAUUAAAAAAGGAUCAUCAUGUUUCCAAACGAAGAAAAAACUAAUUGUAGAAGACAAGGUAGAUAUCAAUGAAGCCUUAGAGGCUUUGGAUGACUUCAAUUUCUUUCCAUACUAG